This is a messenger RNA of Vombatus ursinus (common wombat), 1563 nucleotides long. RefSeq names its product interleukin 18 (gene IL18). Bases 96 to 692 code for a protein of 198 amino acids. Gene Ontology annotation, biological process: immune response; inflammatory response. Lineage: Eukaryota; Metazoa; Chordata; Mammalia; Diprotodontia; Vombatidae. The transcript has 6 exons. The record is from RefSeq and is a predicted model, not a curated record. Gene Ontology annotation, molecular function: cytokine activity.
CUUCUCUCUCCUCCCCGCCCUCCAAUUCCGGGAUUUUGGGAAAAGAUUAGUUAGUUAUUUGAGUGCGGACCUGUCUGAAGGAAGUAGGUAGAAAGAUGACUGAUGAAAUGUACUGUGAUCCGGAUGACAAUGCUAUCGACCUUGUAGAGAUAGAGUUUCAAGAUGGUACACUUUACUUCAAAGCUGAAGAUGAUGAUCACCUGGAAUCAGAUGAUUUCCGCAAACUCGAAGGCCCCAAAAAUGCAAUCUUAAGAAACUUGAACAAUCAAGUUCUCAUGAAAAAAAGUGGGAUGGACAUAGCUGUGCUCGAGGAUAUGACUGAUUGUGAGAUUCAAGCAAAUGCACCCCAAACUACAUUUAUAAUGCAAGCCUACAAAGAGACUGUACCCAACGGUUUGGCAAUAGCCAUCUUGGUGAGAAGUAAAAACCAGAUUUAUAGUCUGUCCUGCCAGAACAAAGAACUUCAAUUUAAGGAAGGUGCUGCUCCAAAUCAUAUUGCAUCUACAACAAGUGAUUUUAUAUUCUACCAAAAGAAGGUUAUAGGCCAUGAGAAGAUGCAAUUUGAAUCCUCGUUGUACCCAGGAUAUUUUCUGGCUUGUGAGAAGGAACAGCAGGGCUAUUUUAAACUUGUUUUAAAAGAAGGCUGUGAAGAAGCGGAUAAAUUUAUGAUGUUUAUUGUUCAGUAUUGCUAGAAAAAAGACACAUAAAACUACUUUGAAAAAAUUUCUUGGGACAACAGAGAAAAAACAUAUGAGUAGAAAAUAUAGCCACAUACACAAAAAAAUUCUUAGUGACCUGAAAGUUCUAAAAAAAAAUUCAUCCACUUAAUUAAAAUGGUAAAAUCAAGAAAUAAAAACCCAGUACAAUGAACGCAAUGAUACAAACAAAAUACUGGCACAUGUGACUAUUUUAUCACAACUAGUCACUCUCCCAGUGUGACUUUGGGCAAGGCCAAUUCAAUUAACGUUUCUGGCCCUCAGUUUUUCUUACUCUUCCCUCUUCACAAACUCUGUGUUCCAAGCAAACAGAAUUGCUGUUUCCUGACAUGCUAUUUCUUACCUGUGCGCUAUAUAAGUACACAAGCCAUCCCCCAGGCCUAAAAUCUCCACUUUGGUGUAUCUUGGCUUUUCUUCCAUCUCAGCUCCUUUCAAGUGUCUACAUGGAGCCUCCUCUGAGCCCUCCAAAUGUAGUUCUCUCUCCCUUCUCAAAUAUUCUCAGAGCACCUCACUGCUUUCUCCUUUGCCUUUAGUCUCCUGGAUCAACAGAUGCAAGACCUUGCUGUCUUCUUCAACCUUCAUUUAUUCAAGAAUUAUUUAUUGCAUGGUUAUUAUCUCUAAGGCCCCCAUCUCCUUUAUCUGGAGAUAUUCAAUCACCAAGUUCUAACCAUUUCCCCCCUUGUAACAGCUGCUAUAUUCUUGAUUACCUUUCCAUUCCCAUUCCCAUUGCCCACAUGCUGGCCCAUACCCUAGUUACCUCACGUUGAGGUGGGAUGUGUCAGCAAAUGUUUAACAACUGGCUCUCUGAAAAAAAAAAAAAGGUAUGCACGAUACUUAAGUUUAAUCU